GCAACUGUUACAGCUGCUGUGAAAGCGCUUGUGUCAGCAGUGGAGCAGGAUGUCCAGGCGGGCGCUGCGUCUGCUGUCAGUGCACGGAGAGCUCGGGGAGGCACCAGUUGCUCAGUCGCUGCUGUGACAGUGGAUCUAGACCCGUGUCUCCCGUUCCUGAGUGAUGACAACACUUUAUAUAUCUGAGCGACCUGAAACAAUCGCGGCGGAGGGAUAAGUGAGGCCGAAGGUGUUUGUGUUUCCACCCCGCGUUGAUUUGUGCGCUCUGCUGACUAUGGUGGAGCUGGAGAAGGAGGUUCUGCCGCUGCCGCCGCGGUACCGGUUCCGAGACCUGUUGCUCGGGGACUGGCAGAUGGACGACAGAGUGCAGGUAGAGUUCUAUGUGAAUGAAAACACUUUCAAGGAACGUCUGAAGCUGUUCUUCAUCAAAAACCAAAGAUCCAGUUUGAGAGUGCGACUCUUCAACUUUUUCCUGAAGGUUCUGAGCUGCCUGCUCUACAUCGUACGAGUCCUGCUAGACGACCCACGGGAGGAGAGAGACUGUCCUGGCUGUCUCAGACAGAAUGCAUCUGCUCACAACAGAAGCCAUUUUGACUGGUCCCUCAUUAUUUGGGUGAACAGGCCUUUGCCACUCUGGGCUCUUCAGGUGUUUGUUGCAUUCAUCAGUUUUUCAGAGACCAUGUUGCUGGUGUACCUCAGUUACAAGGGCAACGUUUGGGAGCAAGUGUUGCGUAUUCCGUUCAUUCUGGAGAUGAUCAGCACCGUUCCUUUCGUGAUCACUGUGAUUAUGCCCUCCUUCAGAAACUUGUUCAUUCCUGUUUUUCUGAACUGCUGGCUGGCCAAACACGCUCUUGAGAACAUGAUUAAUGACCUGCACAGAGCGAUUCAGCGAACACACUCGGCCAUGUUCAACCAGGUGCUCAUCCUCAUCAGCACCCUGGUCUGCCUCAUCUUCACUUGUAUUUGUGGUAUUCAGCACUUGGAACGAGCAGGGAACAACUUGACGCUCUUUGACUCUCUGUAUUUCUGUGUUGUCACCUUCUCUACUGUGGGCUUUGGUGAUGUUACACCUCAGAUCUGGCCCUCUCAGCUACUGGUGGUCAUCAUGAUCUGUGUGGCUCUUAUAGUUCUACCAAUACAGUUUGAGCAGUUGGCUUUCUUGUGGAUGGAACGACAGAAGUCUGGAGGGAACUACAGCCGAUAUCGUGCCCAGACUGAGAAGCACGUGGUGCUGUGUGUCAGCUGUCUCAAGAUAGACCUACUCAUGGACUUUCUCAACGAGUUCUUCGCUCACCCCAGACUGCAGGACUACUAUGUGGUCAUCUUAUGUCCCGCUGAGAUGGAUGUCCAGGUGCGAAGGGUACUGCACAUCCCACUAUGGGCUCAGAGGGUCAUCUACCUGCAGGGAUCUGCUCUCAAAGAUCAAGACCUAAUGAGGGCAAAGAUGGAUGAUGCCGAGGCCUGUUUUAUCCUAAGCAACCGGUUUGAAGUGGACCGCUUUGCCGCUGACCAUCAGACCAUUCUUAGGGCCUGGGCCGUGAAGGACUUUGCCCCAAACUGCCCUCUCUACGUGCAGAUCCUCAAACCUGAGAAUAAGUUCCACAUCAAGUUCGCAGACCAUGUGGUUUGUGAGGAAGAGUUUAAGUAUGCCAUGUUGGCCCUCAACUGUGUGUGUCCUGCCACCUCCACCCUGAUCACCUUAUUGAUUCACUCCUCUAGAGGACAAACAGCAUCUUCAGAGGCCUUCAAGCAGCGGGCAGGUGCCUUCCAGCCCCUCAACAGGGAAGGCAGUGCUGGCUCCGUCGACCAAUGGCAGCGCACAUACCGACGGUGUGCAGCCAAUGAGGUCCACCACAUCCGGCUGGAAGAGAGCAAGUUUUUUGGAGAAUAUCAGGGAAAGAGUUUCACUUUUGCCUCUUUUCACGCACAUAAGAAAUACGGCGUGUGUCUGAUCGGGGUGCGCAGGAUGGACACAUCCAACAUCCUCAUGAACCCCGGACCCUGCCACAUCAUGGGAGCCUCCGACACCUGUUUCUACAUCAACAUCUCCAAGGAGGAGAACUCAGCCUUUGUUAGGGGCCACAGAGGACCAGUGAGGGGCCCUGGGGGUGACUCCAGAGGGGUUCCACAGACAAUCUAUCAUGGCCUCACUCGGCUACCAGUGCACAGUAUUAUAGCUAGCAUGGGCACGGUAGCCAUUGACCUGCAGGACUCCAGUGACAGCAGUCCAGAAGGCUCGGGCCCGCCGCCUCUGGGCAGUGGGACUGUGAGCAGGAGUGGCUCCAGGACAGAAGUGGGCGGCUGUAACACUCUAGCACUGCCCGCCAUGAGUGGCUCAGGGGAAGAGAGCAGACACAGCAUCGCCCCCGUCCUGGAGGUGGUCGAUGGGGUGCACAGCUCUACCUUUGACCUGCUUGGAGACCAAUCAGAGGACGAGGGAGGAGAGGAGGGAAAGGAGGAAGAGGGUGGAGAGCAGAAAGGCCAGUGGUGGGGAGCACACUGCGAAUGGGUCAAAGGCUAUCCGCUAAACUCUCCAUACAUCGGCAGCUCUCCUGCCCUCUGCCACCUCCUGCAGGAGAAAAUGCCAUUUUGCUGUCUGCGCCUGGAUAAGGCUUGUCAUCAUAUGCCCUACGAGGACGCUCGCUCAUACGGCUUUAAAAACAAACUGAUUAUCGUGUCUGCAGAAAGCGCUGGAAACGGCCUCUAUAACUUCAUCGUUCCGCUGCGGGCGUAUUACCGGCCCAGGAAGGAGCUCAACCCCAUUGUUUUACUACUGGAGAAUGUACCUGAGACAGACUUCCUGGAAGCCAUCUGCUGGUUUCCUAUGGUCUUCUACACAGUGGGCUCCAUCGACAAUUUGGACAGUCUUUUGCGUUGUGGCGUGACAUUUGCUGACACCAUGGUUGUGGUGGACAAAGAGAGCUCCAUGAUCGCUGAGGAGGAUUACAUGGCUGAUGCCAAGACCAUUGUUAAUGUUCAGACGCUCUUCAGGCUCUUUCCAGCUCUCAGCAUCAUAACUGAACUCACCCACCCGGCCAACAUGCGCUUCAUGCAGUUCAAAGUGAAAGACCACUAUUCUCUAGCUCUCUCCAAACUGGAAAAGAAAGAGAGAGAGAGAGGCUCGAACCUGGUGUUCAUGUUCAGAUUACCGUUUGCAGCUGGGAAGGUGUUUAGUGUCAGUAUGUUAGACACUCUGCUCUAUCAGUCCUUUGUGAAGGACUACAUGAUCUCCAUCACCAGACUGCUGCUAGGUCUCGACUCCAUGCCUGGAUCUGGCUUCCUGUGUGCUAUGAAGAUCACAGAGGAGGAUUUGUGGAUCCGCAGUUAUGGUCGUCUCUACCAGAAGCUGUGCUCGUCGACAGGAGACAUUCCCAUCGGCAUCUACCGCACUGAAGCGCAUAAACUGCCCGUCUCAGAGUCUCAGGUGUCCAUCACGGUGGAGGACUACGAGGAUACGCGUGAACCCCGCGAGCCUCUGCUCUGCCGCUCCGGUCUUCACCGUAACUCCACGUCGUCCGAGCCUCCCUCCUCCUCCUCAUCAUCACAGGCCAUGGACCACCCGCUCCUGAGGAGGAAGAGCAUGCAGUGGGCGCGGCGGUUGAGUCGUAAAGGUGGGCGGGGCUUCAGUGGGGCCAAGGGAGUGGGUAGUGCAGCCGAACGCAUCAGCCAGCAGAGACUGAACCUGUUCCGUCGCUCCGAGAGACAGGAGCUCAACGCUUUGGUCCGCACACGCAUGAAACAUCUGGGGCUCUCGCCAUCUGGAUUUAAUGGGAUGACGGACCAAGGCAAUAGACUGUCUUAUAUUCUUAUCAACCCUUCCCCUGACACACACCUGGAGCUCCAUGAUGUCGUGUAUCUGAUCAGACCAGACCUUCUGUCACCAGUGCCUAACCAGGCCGGCAGUCGCAAGCCCAGCGCAGGGCCAGCAGAGGCACAGGACAGCAGGGCCAGAUUUGAGACACAGGACAGCACUCAUCUAUGAACACAAUCACCGCAGGCCACCAGCACGAGAAGAUGGGACAUACUUGUGUGUGUACGGCUGAGAGAGAGAGAGAAAGAGAGGAAUACCUCUGCAGAAGUGACCGUGAGCUGAAUCUACACUGUAAAAAGUGAUCUAGCUUUUAGUUGCCUUUAAUCAAAUAGUAAAUGCAACUGAAACUGUUGAGAGAACACGAUUUUUAUGCUUUCAUUGAAUCAACUAAUGGAUGCAUUUCACAGAAACUAU
Carassius carassius (crucian carp) is the source of this 4225-nucleotide messenger RNA. Its product is annotated as potassium channel subfamily T member 2-like. NCBI's taxonomy places the organism in Eukaryota, Metazoa, Chordata, Actinopteri, Cypriniformes, Cyprinidae. The transcript has 30 exons. Gene Ontology annotation, molecular function: intracellular sodium-activated potassium channel activity. Gene Ontology annotation, biological process: potassium ion transport. The coding region runs from base 275 to 3982 and encodes 1235 amino acids. Gene Ontology annotation, cellular component: membrane. The record is from RefSeq and is a predicted model, not a curated record.